UCUUUGCAGUUCAUGUCAUUAAACCAAUUGCGUGAUCUAUUUUCUGCUUCAAAAUCCAUUAGAGUUUUCUUUCCUUUUUCUUUCUUGUGCUAUCCUUACUGGAAGUCUUGACCUUCCCUUUUUGGUUAAUCUUUGGAACCGGUGUUCCUGCAGCAAUGAAACCAAUGAAGAGGAAGAAGAAUAGCACAAGAUGCAAGCCAUUGCCACCUUCUAAGAGACUACGGCUUGAAGCUCAGAGGGUCCUUAAAGAGCGUGUCCAGGAUAUUGCUGACAAGAAAGGCAUCAAACUUAGAUUUUGUAAUCUCAAAGAGUGUGAAGGUCACAUACAAUCACGGGACAGUCCAUGUGGAAGUAUAAGAAUGGAGAUUGGGUGGCCACCAGGGGUACCAUUUGUUCAUCCCCAUGACCUUCCCAACAAGUCAAAGAUUGGUUUUCUUGAAGCUUAUGAGCCUGGAUGGACUGCAGCUCAGCAAGAUAUAGAGGAAUCAAUCUCCAUAGCCACCAACAUUAAGUCAUCCUCUUUCAGCUUGCGACGUCACAUAGCAUCUCAGCUGUUUGAUCCUCAUAAUCCUGUAUUCAAGCUCCAAAUCUGUUAAAAAAUAUUAGGAAAGGUGCGGUUUUUCAUUUUCUUUCAAAAGGUGUUGCUUUCUCCCUAGAAAGCCAUUCCAUUACAUCAGUUUUUUUUACAAUUGGUGCAACUUAUUCCUGUGUAAAUAUCUCAUCAAGCAAAAGCGGUCUACUUGCAAUUUAUUAUUAUUAUUAUUAUUAUUUUAUCAAAUUCCUGGUUGUUUAUUAAUCGUUGACAUGGAUUUUGUGUUCUGGAGCAGAAUUUUGUUUCUUUUGGUUGAUAGAAAUAAAGAGCUGAAUCCCAUGUUUUGCAUGUCUUUCAUGCCCAAGUGACACCAUGGGAGG
Messenger RNA from Phalaenopsis equestris, 912 nucleotides. RefSeq lists its product as uncharacterized. The record is from RefSeq and is a predicted model, not a curated record. The transcript is spliced from 2 exons. Lineage: Eukaryota; Viridiplantae; Streptophyta; Magnoliopsida; Asparagales; Orchidaceae. Bases 156 to 596 code for a protein of 146 amino acids.